AUGGGUAUCAAAGGUCUCACCGCCCUUCUCGCGGAGCACUCUCCGAAAGCGUUCAAGGAACAUGAAAUGAAGACCCUUUUUGGGCGUAAAGUUGCCAUUGACGCGACCAUGUCCAUGUACCAGUUCCUCAUCGCCGUACGCCAGAAAGACGGAGAGAUGUUGACGAACGAUGCAGGAGAGACCACUAGUCAUCUUAUGGGAUUCUUCUAUCGGACAAUACGAAUCGUGGAGAAUGGAAUCAAACCAGCAUACGUGUUCGAUGGAAAGCCUCCAGACUUGAAGUCCGGUGUGCUUUCAAAACGGUUUGAACGGCGGGAGGAAGCCAAGGAAGACGGCGAAGAGGCCAAGGAAACUGGUACCACUGAGGACGUGGACCGCUUCUCGCGCCGUACGGUGAAAGUCACAAGGGAGCACAACGAAGAAUGUCGGCGGCUGCUUGGACUCAUGGGCAUCCCGUAUGUAGUGGCUCCUUCAGAGGCCGAGGCGCAGUGUGCAGAGCUUGCGCGUGGCGGCAAAGUCGACGCCGCGGGCUCGGAAGACAUGGACACCCUCACCUUCGGCUCCCCGAUUCUGUACCGUCAUCUCACCUUCUCCGAGGCUCGCAAGACGCCAAUUAGCGAGAUCAACCUGCCGAAGGCGAUUGAAGGGCUGGAGAUGGACAUGUCCCAGUUCAUCGACCUGUGCAUCCUACUCGGCUGCGACUACCUCGAGCCCAUCAAGGGCGUUGGCCCGAAGUCUGCGCUGAAGCUCAUCAGGGAGUUCGAAACGCUGGACAAGGUGGUUGAGCAUCUGAGAGAGAAGAUGGCGGAGAAGGAGGAAGCAGCUGAGGAGGGCAAGAAGAAGAGGGGUGGAAUCCAUGUCCCUGACGAGUGGCCACAUGAAGCUGCGAAGCAAUUAUUCCUAAAGCCUGACGUUGAGCCUGCGGAUCAGGUCGAGCUGGAGUGGAAAAGUCCGGAUAUCGACGGUCUCGUUGACUUCCUUGUGAAGGAAAAAGGUUUUAACGAGGAGCGCGUGCGCAGAGGUGGUGAAAAGCUGGCGAAGUUCAUGAACGCCAAGCAGCAAGGUCGUCUGGACGGGUUCUUCACGGUGAAACCUAAGGAGGCCCCAGCGAAGAAGGACAAGGCCCCAGAGAAAGGCAAAGGCAAGGGAACGAAACGCAAGGCUGACGAGAAGACGGAGAAGGCCUCCAGCUCCAAAAAAACCAAGAAGAAGUAG
This is a messenger RNA of Epithele typhae, 1215 nucleotides long. Its product is annotated as PIN domain-like protein. Gene Ontology annotation, cellular component: nucleus; cytoplasm. The transcript is spliced from 10 exons. Lineage: Eukaryota; Fungi; Basidiomycota; Agaricomycetes; Polyporales; Epitheliaceae. Bases 1 to 1215 code for a protein of 404 amino acids. Gene Ontology annotation, molecular function: 5'-flap endonuclease activity; DNA binding; 5'-3' exonuclease activity. The record is from RefSeq and is a predicted model, not a curated record.